Erinaceus europaeus (western European hedgehog) is the source of this 2796-nucleotide messenger RNA. It is a transcript of the gene MNS1, whose product is annotated as meiosis specific nuclear structural 1. NCBI's taxonomy places the organism in Eukaryota, Metazoa, Chordata, Mammalia, Eulipotyphla, Erinaceidae. The record is from RefSeq and is a predicted model, not a curated record. Gene Ontology annotation, cellular component: motile cilium. The coding region runs from base 33 to 1520 and encodes 495 amino acids. The transcript is spliced from 10 exons. Gene Ontology annotation, biological process: cilium organization.
GGAGUCGCGGUGGGUGACUGUCGCCUGCAAAAAUGGACCCCAAACAGAGACCUUUGAACUUCACUGAAAGGCAUGAAAAGGCAGUAGAAAUGAACUUCUGCAAGAAAUUGCAUAUUAAGGCCCUAAAAAGGAUAGAGAAUCAAGUCAGAGACCAAAUGGUACAGAAUGAAAAUGACGCCCGCGUGGAGCGCAAGAGACUCCUCAGAUUGCUGCAGGACGAACAGUUUGAGUUGGAUAUGGAGGAGGCCAUUCAGAAGGCCGAAGAAAACAAAAAACUGCGGCAACUUCAGCUUGAACAAGAGGAAAAACUGGCUGCAGAACUGGCCAGACUAAAACAUGAAAGUCUGAAGGAUGAGAAGAUGAGGCAACAAGUGAGAGAAAACAGUAUCGAGCUCAGAGAGUUGGAGAAGAAGUUAAAAGCAGCUUACAUGAACAAAGAGAGGGCCGCUCAGAUUGCUGAGAAGGACGCCAUCAAAUUCGAGCAGAUGCAACGUGAUGCUGAAAUAGCCAAAACUAUGAUGGAGGAACACGAGAGGCUGAUGAAGGAGGAGACUGCUGCAGAGGCCAGACGGCAUAAAAGCAAAGCCCAGUACUCCCACGACCUAGAUAAGCAACUUGUAGAGCAAGAGCACAAGAAGCAGGAAGCUUACAAGCAGCUGCUGAAAGAGAAGCUCAUGAUUGACGAGAUCGUUCGGAAGAUCUAUGAAGAAGAUCAAAUGGAAAAACAGCAAAAGCUAGAGAAAAUGAAUGCAAGCCGAAAAUACAUAGAAGAAUUUCAGAAAGAGCAGGACUUAUGGAGAAAAAGGAAACAAGAGGAGAUGGAAGAAGAGAACAGGAAGAUCCUGGAGUUUGCCACCAUGCAGCAACAAAGGGAGGAAGACCGGCUGGUGAAAGUUCAAGAGAAUGCAGAGAAAAGGCUACAGCUUAAGAAUAUGCUGUCUCAGAAACUGGAAGAAAUGCUGCGGCAGCGUGAAGAUUUGGAACAAGUGCGACAAGAAUUAUACGAGGAAGAGCAAGCAGAACUCUACAAGAAGAAGCUAAGAGAAGAAGCAGAAGAGAAGUUGAGAAAGCGAAAGGAAUUGAAGCAGAAUUUUGUAGAACAAAUGGCUUUGAAGGAUCUGGUACUACAGGCCGCAAAAGAGGAAGAGGAGACCUUCAGAAAAGCUAUGCUAGCCAAGUUUGCUGAAGAUGACCGAAUAGAAUUAAUGAAUGCCCAGAAGCAAAGAAUGAAACGCUUAGAGCACAGAAGGGCUGUGGAGAAGCUGAUUGAAGACCGUCGUAACCAGUUCCUUGCAGAUAAACAACAAGAACUGGAAGAGUGGCAGGUGCAACAAAGGCAACAAGGAUGCAUUAACGCGGUUAUUGAGGAAGAGAGGCUGCGGCUUCUCAAGGAGCAUGCCACACGCCUGCUAGGCUACCUACCCAAGGGAGUAUUUAAAAAAGAGGAUGAUAUCGACAUGCUUGGUGAAGACUUCAGGAAAGCUUAUCAGAAAAGGAAUGAAAUCCCUCGAGAGAAGUGAUUCCAGGUUGGGAAUAACCGGAUUCUUCUGCAUGUCACCACUAGAUGUCAGUGUAGUGUGUUUUAUAGGUCAGCCCUGGGUGAUGCCAAACAUCUCUCUUUCAUCAUCUGUAAAUAGUUUUAUCUAUGAGAACACAUUUGAUAAAGUUAAGCAAACCAUGAAACAUUUAACUUUAAAAUUUGCUUUCAGUUACAUUGGGGCUUGUUUUUGUCCUGGGAAUCUGAACAUUUGAAUUCUAUCACCGACAUUAUUGCAGUAUGCCCCGUGUAAAAAUAAAUAUAGAGUCAAGCUAAGACACCGUGUUCUCUUUAUUACCCUAUUUCCCUGCCUAUUCCCCAUGGACUUUGUACUAUAGCUUUAUUUAUUUAUUAUUUUUUGCUUGCUUCUAGGGUUAUUGCUGGGGUGCUCCUGUGGCCUUUUUUUUUUUUUCUAUUUUACUUUAUUUUGUUUUUUGGAUGGAACAGAAAGAAAUUGAGAGAGGAGGGAGAGACAGAGAGAGAGACACCUGCAAACUUGCUUCACUGCUUGUGAAGCAACCCCCCAUAGGUGGGUUGCUCGAACCAGGAUCCUUGCACAGGGCUCUGUGCUUCACACUAUAAGCGCUUAACCUGGUGCACCGCCACCCAGCCCCCAGCUCCAUCGUUUAGUUCAGUGAUGCGGCCUAUGGAGCUAUACUGAGGCUGAAGGACCUUUUCCUGCCCUCAGGUAAGAAAGGUAGAGAGUAAGGAAUUUCAAGUGUUUUAUUUCCUACCUAAUGUGCUCAAUUGCCAACAAGAACUUUUAUUAAUUUUUCUCAGAUGAAUUGUUAAUCAUAUUCAAGAACAUUUCUAACAAGGCUAGAAUAACAGAAAGAUAGCAGAAACAAGUUUGAUUCUUGUUGCUUUAUUUUAUGAAAAUAUUUUCUUUUUCUAAUAUCUAAACAGGCAAUUCUUUUUGAAACUGUUUCAGGUAUCUCCGUUACUUAUAAAAGACUGAAAAUAAUACAAACCAGUAAAACUUGUAUGUGCAUGUGUUCACAUCACACACCGUCACAGUCACAGAGACUGAAUACACCACUUAGGAAUCUCCCCACUCGAGCGCCUUAAUAAAUUCCUCUUCAGUGAAAGACAGCAUCUUGGCAGCUUCGAUGUGCAUCUGUGUUUUUAGAAAAAUAUUGUUUUAAUUUAGUAUUUAGACCACAGAACAAGAAACUUGUGAAAGUGUGUUUAUACAUCAUCAUGUUAUGUGUGUGUGUGCUCUGAUUCUAAUAAACGCGGUAUCUGAAGUGGUGAUCACA